Coregonus clupeaformis (lake whitefish) is the source of this 1482-nucleotide messenger RNA. Its product is annotated as myeloid-derived growth factor. NCBI's taxonomy places the organism in Eukaryota, Metazoa, Chordata, Actinopteri, Salmoniformes, Salmonidae. The record is from RefSeq and is a predicted model, not a curated record. The transcript is spliced from 6 exons. Gene Ontology annotation, biological process: positive regulation of endothelial cell proliferation; positive regulation of angiogenesis. The coding region runs from base 98 to 589 and encodes 163 amino acids.
AGCCUCUCAAUGGCCAAUACAUAGCAUCUGUCAUCCAGGGUUUAUAUACAUCAUUUCUGGCAAACCAUUCAGUAUCAUUCGAUAGCAGUAGACCAAAAUGGCCAUCAUCAAUAACUUGGCCUUUCUUGCUUUAUUGGUUGUAACAUUAACAGUUGCAUUGGCUAGUGCCGAUGACCGAACGAAAACGGUGGAAUUCAACGUAAAACCCGGCGGAGAGGUCCACACGUUCUCCGAGAAAAUGAGAGAAUAUGAAUGUUCAUUCACUUAUGCAUCACAAGGGGGAACCAACGAGCAAUGGCUGAUGAGUGUGGGCCUGAGCGAUGACGACGGCCUGUUCUCCUGCUCAGUGUGGAGACCCCAGGGGAAGUCCUACCUGUUUUUCACACAGUUCAAGGCGGAGUUGAAAGGAGCCAAGGUUGAAUAUGCCAGCGCAUAUUCCCAGACUGCAGCGGGAGGACAGAGGGAUGUGACUUUGAAGGAAGAUGAAUUCACUGUGGGAGAUUCUACAGUGACCCACAAAGAUGGGAAGUUCCGCGCUGAGCUCUCCAAACUGACCAUUAUUGGCCGGACACGACACGAUGAGCUCUGAUUGGCUGGAAAUUUGAAUGACUAUUGUCAUAUCGUCCAAUCGUGACACCCAGGCGAGCUCUCAAGACAGGCCAAUGUACCCUACUGUCCACUACAAUGGCAAAUGGAUGGCAUUCAAACACAAAGGACGAUACAGUAAUGAGUUACAGCCUGUCAGCUUGGUGGUCUACAACUUUACUGUUCAAUAAGUCUAUCGUUUAUUUUUUUUAUUUUAUUUUUAGGAAUAUGGCUUUACUGUAUGAGGAUGUCUGAUCUUGGCGGGUGUAGAGAGAUGUAGGGUCAGAGGAUUUAUCAUUCUUAUGCUAAGCCAGGGAAAUGUGAGUGAUCUAUUGGCUUCAUCGUGCACACGUAAACACAAUUAUGUUUUUCCAAUCUGCUGCUUCUCUCUGCAAGUAAAUGGUUAACACAGACAGAGUAGAGCAGUGAGCCCAGUUUCUCUGUGCUUUUGAUCUAGAUAGAGCAUGGAGCACCUGAUUCAACCAACCAAUCAUCAUUCAAUGCGGUUGAUUAAGUUUUACUCCCUCCUCUCUCACUCCUACCAACAGUCUUAAUGAAGCUAGGUUGAGUUUUAGAACAGAUGCUAAUUUGGCCCACCAGGAUUAGAGAUGUACUGUCUUGCAUUGAUGUAUGGGAAAGUUAGUUAGCAGCACGUACCAUAUCCAUCCAGGUUUAUCCCUGUCUGUCCAGAGGAGGACCUCUGUGUUGAUAGUGGAGUCCCCCUCCUCACCAGCGAGAGUCCCUGGGGUCCCAACAGGAAAUGCCACAAGGCGCUGACAGGCAUCGAGAGACAGACAAACAGAAAGUUACUUAUUUUUUAAAUUGUCUUUUCUACUGUGUUCUGAUUCACAGUGUGCAACUUAUGCUCCAAUAAAAGUCAUGUCUGGGAAUGUGAAA